Molecule: messenger RNA, 14894 nt
Organism: Monodelphis domestica (gray short-tailed opossum)
Lineage: Eukaryota; Metazoa; Chordata; Mammalia; Didelphimorphia; Didelphidae
Gene: ATRNL1
Product: attractin like 1
Cellular component (GO): Golgi apparatus
Molecular function (GO): protein binding
Source: RefSeq, a predicted model, not a curated record
AUGAUGGAGCCGGGGGCCCAGCAGCAGGCGGCCCCCGCGCUGAGGCGAGCCCGGGCCGGUGGGGGCGCCUCCUCCUGGCUGCUGGAUGUCCCCAGCUGGCUGCUCGGCUACGGAUUCCUCUACCUGGUGCUCUACGCCCAGGUAUCCCAGUCCAAGCCAUGCGACAGGAGCUCCUCCUGCUUCUCAGGUCGCUGUGUCAACGCCACCUGCCUCUGCGACCAGGGCUGGGUGGGGGACCAGUGCCAGCACUGCCAGGGCAGGUUCAAGUUAACAGAGCCCUCUGGAUAUUUAACAGAUGGACCAAUUAACUACAAAUAUAAAACUAAAUGUACAUGGCUAAUUGAAGGCUAUCCAAAUGCUGUCCUAAGAUUAAGAUUCAAUCAUUUUGCUACAGAAUGUAGUUGGGACCACAUGUAUGUUUAUGAUGGAGAUUCAAUAUAUGCACCUUUAAUAGCUGUACUUAGUGGCCUGAUAGUCCCUGAAGUCCGGGGAAAUGAAACUGUCCCCGAAGUUGUUACAACAUCUGGCUAUGCACUGCUUCACUUUUUUAGUGAUGCUGCCUAUAAUCUAACCGGUUUCAACAUUUUUUAUUCAAUUAAUUCGUGUCCUAACAAUUGCUCUGGGCAUGGGAAAUGCACAACCAGUGUUUCCAUUCCGAGUCGGGUGUAUUGUGAAUGUGACAAAUAUUGGAAAGGUGAAGCAUGUGAUAUCCCUUACUGUAAAGCUAAUUGUGGCAGUCCAGAUCAUGGAUACUGUGAUCUAACAGGAGAAAAAUUAUGUGUCUGCAAUGAUAGCUGGCAAGGUCCUGAUUGUUCUUUGAAUGUACCUUCCACGGAGUCCUAUUGGAUCCUUCCAAAUGUAAAACCAUUCAGUCCUUCUGUCGGUCGAGCUUCACAUAAGGCAGUUUUACAUGGAAAAUUUAUGUGGGUGAUUGGUGGAUAUACUUUUAACUACAGUUCUUUUCAAAUGGUCUUAAAUUACAAUUUAGAAAGCAGUAUAUGGAAUGUGGCGCCUCUAUCAAGGGGACCUCUCCAAAGAUAUGGACACUCUCUUGCUUUAUAUCAGGACAAUAUCUUCAUGUAUGGAGGCAAAAUUGAAACAAAUAAUGGCAAUGUCACAGAUGAAUUGUGGGUUUUCAACAUACAUAGUCAGUCAUGGAGUACAAAAACCCCCACUGUCCUUGGACACGGUCAGCAGUAUGCUGUGGAGGGACACUCAGCACAUAUUAUGGAGCUGGAUAGUAGAGAUGUUGUCAUGAUCAUAAUUUUUGGAUACUCGGCAGUAUAUGGUUAUACAAGCAGCAUACAGGAAUACCAUAUCUUAUCCAAUACAUGGCUUGUUCCAGAAACAAAAGGAGCAAUUGUCCAAGGUGGAUAUGGCCACACAAGUGUGUAUGAUGAAAUGACAAAGUCUAUUUAUGUACAUGGAGGUUAUAAAGCUUUACCAGGCAACAAAUAUGGACUAGUAGAUGACCUUUAUAAAUAUGAAGUUAAUACCAAGACAUGGACCAUUUUGAAAGAAAGUGGGUUUGCUAGAUAUCUUCAUUCAGCUGUCCUUAUCAAUGGAGCUAUGCUCAUUUUUGGAGGAAACACCCAUAAUGAUACUUCCUUGAGUAAUGGUGCAAAAUGCUUUUCUGCUGAUUUCUUGGCGUAUGACAUAGCUUGUGAUGAAUGGAAAAUUUUACCCAAACCCAAUCUUCAUAGAGAUGUCAACAGAUUCGGGCACUCAGCAGUCGUCGUUAAUGGGUCCAUGUAUAUAUUUGGGGGAUUUUCUAGUGUCCUUCUUAAUGACAUCUUAGUGUAUAAACCUCCAAAUUGCAUGGCUUUCAGAGAUGAGGAACUCUGUAAAAAUGCUGGUCCAGGGAUAAAAUGUCUUUGGAACAAGAAUCACUGUGAAUCCUGGGAAGCUGGACAUCAUAAUAAUAUUCUGAGAGCAAAAUGCUUCCCCAAAGCUGCUGCCACUGAUGACAGAUGUUAUAGAUAUGCAGAUUGUGCCAGCUGUACUGCUAAUACAAAUGGGUGCCAAUGGUGUGAUGACAAAAAGUGCAUUUCAGCCAACAGUAAUUGCAGUAUGUCAGUCAAAAACUUCACCAAAUGUCAUGUCAAAAAUGAACAGAUCUGUAAUAAACUAACCAGCUGUAAAAGUUGUUCAUUAAACCUAAAUUGCCAAUGGGAUCAAAGACAACAAGAAUGCCAGGCUCUACCAGCUCAUCUUUGUGGAGAGGGAUGGAAUCAUAUUGGAGAGGCAUGCCUUCGAAUAAAUUCCAGCAAAGAAAACUAUGAUAAUGCAAAACUUUACUGCUACAGCCUGAGUGGAAACCUUGCUUCAUUAACAACUUCAAAAGAAGUAGAAUUUGUUUUGGAUGAAAUACAAAAGUACACACAACAGAAAGUAUCUCCUUGGGUAGGCUUGCGCAAGAUCAAUAUAUCCUACUGGGGAUGGGAAGACAUGUCUCCUUUCACAAAUACAACUCUACAGUGGCUUCCUGGCGAACCAAAUGACUCUGGAUUCUGUGCAUAUCUAGAGAGGGCUGAGAUAGCAGGCCUGAAAGCUAACCCUUGCACAUCCGUGGCAGAUGGCCUCGUCUGUGAAAAGCCUGUCGUCAGUCCAAACCAAAAUGCAAGGCCUUGUAAAAAGCCAUGUUCCUUAAGGACAACAUGUUCUAACUGCACAAGCAAUGGCAUGGAGUGUAUGUGGUGUAGCAGUACAAAACGAUGUGUUGACUCAAAUGCCUAUAUAAUCUCUUUUCCAUAUGGGCAAUGCCUGGAGUGGCAAACUGCCACUUGUUCCCCCCAGAAUUGUUCUGGAUUAAGAACAUGUGGACAGUGUUUAGAACAACCUGGAUGUGGUUGGUGUAAUGAUCCUAGUAACACAGGGAAAGGACACUGUAUUGAAGGCUCUUCAAGGGGACCCAUGAAACUUGUUGGGAUGCAUACCAGUGAAAUGACCCUUGACACAAAUCUUUGCCCCAAAGAGAAAAAUUAUGAAUGGUCUUUUAUCUAUUGCCCAGCUUGCCAGUGUAAUGGACACAGCACUUGCAUCAAUAAUAAUGUGUGCGAGCAGUGUAAAAAUCUCACUACAGGGAAACAGUGUCAGGACUGUAUGCCAGGAUAUUAUGGAGAUCCUACCAAUGGAGGACAAUGUACAGCUUGUACAUGCAGUGGUCAUGCAAAUAUUUGUCAUAUGCACACAGGAAAAUGUUUCUGCACAACUAAAGGAAUAAAAGGAGAUCAGUGCCAGUUAUGUGAUUCUGAAAAUCGUUAUGUUGGUAACCCACUGAGAGGAACGUGUUACUACAGCCUUUUGAUUGACUACCAGUUUACCUUCAGUUUGUUACAGGAAGAUGAUCGUCAUCAUACAGCCAUAAACUUCAUAGCAAAUCCAGAACAGUCAAACAAAAAUUUGGACAUUUCCAUUAAUGCCUCAAACAACUUUAAUCUCAACAUUACAUGGUCCAUUAGUUCAACAGCUGGAACAAUAUCUGGAGAGGAAAUUCUGCUAAUUUACAGGGUCAAAAUAAAGGAAUUCAGAGAUAGUUUUUCCUGUGAAAAAUUUAAUUUCAGAGGCAAUCCUAAUAUUACAUUCUAUGUGUAUGUCAGCAACUUUUCUUGGCCAAUUAAAAUACAGAUUGCAUUCUCACAACAUAAUACAAUCAUGGAUCUUGUGCAAUUCUUUGUCACCUUCUUCAGUUGUUUCUUAUCCCUCCUACUGGUAGCUGCUGUUGUCUGGAAGAUCAAACAAACUUGUUGGGCUUCUCGCCGGAGAGAGCAACUACUUCGAGAGCGACAGCAGAUGGCCAGCCGCCCCUUUGCUUCUGUUGACGUAGCUGUGGAAGGAGGAACUGAACAAACAGACCUUCUACGAGGGACAUUAGAGGGUGCACCCAAACCAAUUGCAAUAGAACCAUGUGCAGGAAACAAAGCAGCAGUUCUGACUGUAUUUCUUUGUCUCCCAAGAGGACCAUCAGGUGUCCCACCCCCUGGUCAAUCAGGUCUUGCAAUCGCCAGUGCCCUCAUAGACAUUUCACAGCAGAAGCCGGCUGAUAGUAAAGAUAAGUCUUCAGGAGUCCGAAAUAGAAAACAUCACCUUUCAACACGUCAAGGAACUUGUGUCUGAGGUCCAGAAACUGCACUUAGUCUGUAUUAUUUUUUUUUCAAAUGGCUUCCAUUGAAAGCUCUCCCACAGCCUCAGUUUUUAUGGAGGCAAAACUCUCUGAUCAUUGGUUCAGAGUCCUGGUCCUUUCACACGUGCAGCAAGCCACACGCCAAACCAGAACCCCUUGUGGGCCCAAAUGCGGACAUGAAAUGGCCUUUUAUAAGAGCAACAGAACCGAAAUUCACAAAUGGCAAAGUUCAUUUUUACAUUCACCUUAAGCAUAUCAGUGAUAUAUUUGCACCCCUCAUGGAAAAGGCUGUCUGUAGAUUAUUUCCUAAUGAGGAUGGAGGAUAAGUGUGAAUCUUAGGAGGAAAAAAAACUGCUACAAGAAAGUUGUAAUUCCUGAAUGGUCAGAAUUAUAUCAUUUUCUCCAUAUAAGCAAACGCAGACUAACCAAACAUAACCAGGAAUUGAACCCAUUGCUAUGGAUUUCGAUAUUGUUUUAUCUCACUGUGAAUGUGAGAGCAAGUCACUAAGUUAGUAGAAUGUAGAUAUUGCAUUAGCCUCUUUUAUAGGGCCAUAUUAUAUCAGAAAACAGUCUGGGAACACGAAGAUUAUUUACCCAUUUGGAAAGCAGACUCGGCUGAGCCAGGUUUGGUGGAGCCUGUGUGCCCUUCCACAAGAGGCUGAUUAGAAUUCUGAGGGAAGAGAACAUCCCUGCCUUCCAUGCCAACUGACUAACUCAUUAUCAGAGCUGAUAGAGCAUGGAAAAGCCUGUCCAGCAAUCAAUUUCUCCCUUAUUUCCAAAAACAGCCUCCAAUAUUUCAAACCUAAAGAGAGCAUAAAUUGUUAUUUUACAAGUAUUCAAGCUUCUGUUCCAGGAUGGAAAUAUUUUAAUUGCCUAAGAAUCACUGCAUCACACCAAAAACGACCUACCUGCAUUUUUGCCAAAACCGUAAUCUUCAUUUGGUGUUCUUCUCCUGGUUGCUGAAUUUUUAUUUUGUCUGUACUUUCCACAAAUGUCCUGAGCUUUACAUCUGAAAGCUGACGCAUCCCAGUUUACAGAGUGACCUCCAUUCCAUAUGCCAACUGUUUCACUUAGAGUAUGAUUCGAGAAGAACAUUCGGUAGCCAAUGCCAACAGCAUUCUUGCCUCAAAACAUGAUUUCAAGACACUGAGUGAGCCUCCAUGACCAUGCCUGGCCUCCAGCCAACACAGCUCUGUAGGGACCAACUCUCACUGUACUUGCAAGGACCGAAACAUCUGAACCAAGACAAAAAGAAAAGGGAUUUUGCAAUACCCACGUCGAACUGGAUCUUAUUCCUCCAUGGCUGAUAGCAGCUGGAAGCCCGGUACUUUUCCUAGCAUUUGAUGGGAAUUGCAAUUUCUCACCUUAAUGUGGAGAGGAGCAGCAGAGGUGUCCACACCUCUUAUAAAUGACAAUUUUACUAAAGAAGAAAAAAUUUUAAAUUAUAAUUGAUGUUCAAUACUUGAUCCGUAUUUUACGUUUUCUUUUAAUUUCAGGGAGGUAAUGACAUUUUGCUGUUUCCAAUUGACUGCAUAGUUACUUGCAUGCCAUGAUGGUACACUAGCAGAAUAAGACCCUGAUGUGAAUUUCUGUGCUUAUUUCAUGCCAUUUAUUACAUAGAGAUCUGGCUUAAUUUUGACGAGGACUGAAUAUACAAAUAUAUCAGAAAUGAUCUUAUAAUACAUAGUUACAUCUUACGCAGUACUGUUAGGUUGUAUCUUACCAUGACUGUCACUGUUUUUAGAAUUAGGCAUUUAUGGAUUAUGAAUAAUAUGUAUCCCUUAUGUUGGCAUGACAGUUCCAGUAUUUUUCAUGCGUUAAAAUAAGGCUCAUCCCUAGAGUAAUCCCAUCAAUAUCUUGUGAUUUGUUUAACGGUUAUUUUGACCUCCUUCCAUUGUUCCAUACCACAGAAAAAAGGUCAAGUGGGUUUAUUUUUUAAACUUUUACUGGAAACAACCAUUUAGUGUUAACUAUCUUCGAAACAGUUUAAUGCAUUUUUCUUUGAUGUUUUCAAUGAAGAUUUGUUCAAGGAAAAAGAUAAAUGGGCAUAACCAGUGAUGACAAAAAUUGUCACUUGAAAAUUGAACUACAUGGCUGUACUGUUUGUUUUGUUCUACAAGAGUUUUCAUGACAAAUAGUUUAAAUUGCAAAGAUACAUACAGUUUUAUAGGUUUCUGUGAGACCUGAGUUAACAGUUAGGAGAAGUUAAGAUUCCCUUGAGAGAAAGAUGACUCACAUCUACCUGAAGUCCACGUUGGUUUAUGUAGUUUGAAAAUGUGUACUUUUUAAGAUUAUAAUUUUAUAACAAUUAUUAAGAUGGACAAGCAUCAGUUAAAAAUUUCAUUAAGUUGGUUAAAGCCACACCGCAUAUGUUACACUGUGUUUAACAGGGAUAAUUUUAUUUUGUCACAUUUUCAUAACAUUUCAGAGCUUCCUCAUAACGGAAUUCUAGAUUCUCAUAUAUGUGCAUUUGUAAAGACUCUAGGCAUGACCAUUAACUAUCUGUAUCUGUCAUGGAUGUUUUGCAAAUUUAUCAGACCAGAUGUUAGGCUAUUGAAAAUAUGCAAUUGAUAGGGACAACAUUUUAACAGCCUUAAAUGACUGGUUCUCUGACCAGUAUGAGUCCUAGAAAUAGUAAUUGUCAGCCACAAUAGCUCUAGUUUAUAGGUUUUUGAUUUUUCAGGUAUGGGAAAAGUUUGAUUAUUUAAAUGCAAUGGAGUGGUCAGAAUUAACCUGGAAGAGCUAUUUGAGAAGAGUCUAAGAAUUCUUGGAUAUGGGAUAAAUGUCUCUCCAGAAGGGUUUUCUAGGUUUAAAAUAAAAACAGGACAUUUAAAAUGAAUAAAAACCUACCCCUACAAUUAUUGAAUGAUUCUCAGAUGCUUAAGCUCACCCAUUUCCUACAACUUGUUUUAUAAAUUCAUGCAUUGUUUCUCGUCAAAAGCUAUUUUUGCUUCAUAGGAAAAUCAGAACCUUCUAACACAUCAAAAGUUUAGGUGAAACCUUUUAGAAAGGUUAAACUUAAUCUGAGCUAACAGAUAUGACCUCUGAGAUCUAGAAAUUUCUUAUGAUUUCCAUCAACAGUGAUUGUGAUUAUAGUUCUAAACUUGCCUAUUAUGAUUAGUUUAUUUCAUUAUUUUUUGCCAAAUUAAUAUUUUCCACAAAUUUAAUUGCAUUUAUACCCAAACUUCCAUUAAAGUUAGUUUUCAUUUAUAGUUAUAGGUAAGCACUGAAGAGUACAAGAAAAUGCAAAUUUGUAGUUUGUUAUAAUUUGUUUUGAAUACUGUUACCAUGUAUUAUAUUUACCUUAUAGACAUAUAAUAUAUGCAAAUCUUCAAUCUGUUUAAGUGCAUUCCUUCUUUGUCUCACAUCCCUUCUUUUUUUAUAAACUUCCAGAGUCAUUUUCAUUAGAGAAAAGACAGAUUUCUCUAUACUAUUGCAAAAGCUCACCUUUAAUAAUGAAGUCUUUACUGUUCUCCCUCAUUUCUAAGGAAUAUAAACAGUACAGAGACUUAAAAAGCAUUGUUUUCCUUAAAAUAGACAUUUUAUAUCCAUUUCUACUUUUAAUUGAUAGUGCCAUAUGAAGUCAGAGCUAUGGUCAAUAUAAUUCCUUUACAUAGAAAUACACACACACACACACACACACAAAAAAAAAAACACAAAAAAUUCUAACACUAGAGAAACUAAAUUUUUGGCAUGCAAUAAGUUAUAAGCAGUGCUUUAAAUAUUUUUUUAAAAAAUACAAGUAUUAUAUCUUUCCACUCCCAUUAUAGUUAAGGUCAAAUUUUUGUUGGACCCUUCUUCUGUGUUAUUCAAAAGGUAAAAUAAUGGAUAACCUGUAAAAUCUCCUUUCUGCCAUAUAAAAUUUGGUUACAUUAUAUGUGAGUGGAUUUCCUUACCUGUGAAAGAAGAAACAUUCUCUAUGUCUGUCCUUCAUUCAUCCUGUAUUCCUUGGCCUUUUCCUCAGGUUCUCUUUGAAUGAUAGACCAAGCAUUCAUGAGGAUUGUUCAUGGGUGAGAAUAGGGGCAUGAUUCAGAGGAGGCCAAGUGCCUAGUGUCCCUGUCCUGCUUGGCAGAAAGGGAGAUUAGCUAUAGUAUCUCUGCCCACACUAAUAUAUGCAUAUUCUUUAAAUUAGUUACUCUUAAUUAAAACUAAAGUCAAGUGCUUGUCAAACUCCUCUGAGUCCAGCACAAGCAGGAGCUUUCGAGAAACUGACAUGUCUUACUUUUAAUUUCAGAAUCAAUCAAGAAACUGUCACUACCUGGGUCAAUUUAUUUUUAUUUACUGGUUUUCUAUCUGACCUUUAUACAAUAUCCCACAGGAAGUAGUCAUUCUCUUUUCACUAUGAUUCUUCCUUCACAUGUUGGGAAAACAAACACACAUAUCCUAACUUUCUAAUAAUUAUUCCUAGCAUUAAUAUAGUGCUUUAAAGUUUGCAAUAUGUAUAUAUAUGUAUAUAUAUAUACAAAUAUACACAUAUAUACAUAUCUGUGUAUAUAUAUAUGUAUAUAUAUAUAUAUAUUUACAGUCAUUUAAUCUUCAUAACAAUUCUAUUAGGUAGGUGCUAUUGUUAACUUCUUUUUUGCAGAGGAGAAAACAGGUGAAGAGAGAUUCAAUGACUUUCCCUAGGUCAUACAGCUAGCAAACUCAGUAGGAUUUCAACUCAAGUCUUCCUGGCAAAGUCAGUAACUUUUUCUUAACUGAAAUGGGUUCACACAACAGCUUGAGAGGCAUUCCACUGUGUUUAGCCUCCUUUUAUACCCUUCAUCCAUUUCAUUUCAUAGGCUUUAUUUUCCUCACUAGUAAAACAUGUGCAUUGGACUAGAUGACAUCCAAGGUCCCUUUUAGCUCUAAAUAUAUCAUUCUUUCCCAAUGGAGGUCUUCAGAUGGUAGGUGGUGGAUCAUUUGUUGGGCACCUAGAGGGCAUUCUUUUUCCUAUGGACUAGGCAACCUCUGGGGAUUCCCUUCCAAAUAUGAGGUUCUAGCAAUGAUUUUGUGGGGUAGGAAAAACAGAGUCAUUUGGAAGAAUUCUUGCUUGUUAGAUAGCUCUUGAGGUUCUUUUAGUACAUGGCAUUGCAAGCCAAAAAGGACCUGGGAAGAAAAAGCUGGAUGCUGAAUCUGUCUGAAACCAUUGGGGCUUCUUGGGCAAAUGUGGAAAUAAAACCUUGGGAAGGGAAUGGCAAGUAUAGGAACCAAAGUCUGAAUGUGGUGAAGUGCUGAAAUGGGCUUAUGGAGAUGUUUACACUAAAAAUAGAAGUAUCUACAACAUGUGUGUUUUAUGGCUCUGGGCAAUUUUUAACUAUAGAAAUGAUCAACUUUGUUACUCAAUGUCUCUGGAGGACAAACUACCCUUUUCUUCAUCUCCUGCCUUUGGAUAAAAUAAAGCUUGGUCUUUGGAGAAUGAGGCAUUCUGUUUUUCCUGACAUCUAGAGCUGAUCAAAAAUGAGAAAUGAUGGCUUUAGUUUUGUAAGAUUGAUUCCCUGGCAGUCUUCCUCAAGCCAAAAGCCAAUGUAGCGCCUCAUCUAUAAUGCUGGUCACAUUAUAAUGGCUAUCUGUACCUUCUCAUUAUGCUUUGUUUUGGUUUUAACCAUUCAUAUUUAUGGCAAUGGUAGUAGUUUCACUCAGGCAGAACUGUUUAAAUAGAAUAACUGGCUUAAAAAAAAAAGUUGCAUAUGGCUGUGUGCAUGGUUAAUGGCUAUAAAGGCCCCUCACCUGUAUGCAUGAGGAAUGUCUGGAAUAUAUCUAAGAGAAAAAAUUGAGUGAAUUCAAGUGACAGUCUUUAUAUUUGCAUGGCCUCUUUUGCACAAGAAUAUCUCAAGUUUCCUAAGUGUGUUUGCUCCAUGAUCUAUAGUUACUGAAAGUUCCACAUUAUCCAGUAUCAGGGACAGGACCUGGUGUGAGGAGAAACUCAAGUUUUAAUAAGAGGAAAUAUACCAGAUCAUUUUUUUUUAGCCAAGGACAAAUUAUCUAACCUCUCCUUUCUUCAGGUCCUAAAUCAGGAAAAUGGGAUUAAAAUGCCAACCUACCUCACUUAGAUAUUGACAUUUGGUAGUGUUUGUUGAAAGGGAAAAGUAUAAUGUGGUUAUAGGUUUUUCUACUUUUACUAUCAGUAUAUCUGGGUGUGGAUUCAGUAAAUCCCCUAUCAGAAUGAGUUCCUUCAUAGCAUAUAUUUAUAUGCUCAAACCCCCUUUGUAAUUAAGCUGUAAUUAAGACCAUUGAUGCAAUUCUUUGAAUGAUUCCCAGUUUGUUUGUUUGUUUUGUCCUACCCUAAAGUGUUUCAUGUUGGUGAAUUUCCAGAAUUUUAAAUAAGGCUUGAUAACAAAUACUAAACCAUUAGGUUAGACCUGCUUUUCUAUUGUUAAACAGGUCUCUUGACCUUGUUCAUCAUUUAGUCAAGUUCAAGAGUGAAUCUGAGAGUGGCAAAAAUGCUCUGUCCAAGAGACAUACCAGUGCUUUUAAAAAGCUAGCAUAAAAUGUCUCAUGGAUCCUCUUCUCUUUGUGCUUUCCUGUAACAAUGCUGGUUGGCAGCAAUGAUUUUUUUUUUCCUGAGGAGAUCAGUUUGUUUGAAAUACGGUGGCACUUUAAAGUGAAGGCCAGCUGGAAGGACACCAAUAAAAAUACCAACUCAGCUUAAAACAAUUUGAUUUCAACUCCAAAUGAAAUAUCUGCAGUACACAUAUAUAAUGGCAAGCAGGAUAUUCUACUUAUCAAGACUAUCCCCUCAUGAAAAUCACAACACUAGAUUCAUUUGAAGCUGUCUCUCUCCUGUGGUAAAAAAAUACCACACUCCCCUGCCUCAAUCCUAUACACAAAGAGUGACCAUUUAUCUCAGGAAAGAAAACCACCCAGUACUCUGAUUUUCUAAAAUGACUGAAGUUCAUUUUGACUUUUUCUUAGGAAAAAGGAAAUUUUGCAUUGAUUAUUGAGAGGAUUAAUUCUUUUUUCUUCUGAAGGGAAAAGGGAUAGUAAUUAAAGAAAAAUAUUUUUGUUGUAUUGUUUUCCAAUUUAAGCCAAUUCAACAAGCAUUUAACUAUACACUGUACUCCAGGUUCUAUUCUAGGGCCUGGGAGACACAAAGAUAAAUAUGACAAUGAUCCCUGUCAGCAAGGUGCUUACAGUCUAUUCACCUUCUCAUGGUUCUAUUUACAGGGAGUCGCACAAAUUAUGGGCAUGCUUUCACAUGUCAAACUUUCAUUAUAAGAGGAGACAGUCAAUUAUCUACUCAAAUGACUAUCUUUUCUAAUAUCCAGUGGAUGGCUUUGCUAUUAGCUUUCAUGUUAAACAAGCCCAAUCAGCAUUUCUAGGAAAACUGGAAACAUUGCCUGAGGCAAAGUCUAUGGAAUAGGAACAAAAAAAUUGUAAUAUAGGAUAUAGAGUCUAUAGGUCUAUGACAAUUAAUUAACCCUUUUCAAAUUUUCCCUAAAAUUCCUAUUUUUGUAUAGCAUAUAACUCUGAUUUCUUCUUUGAUCAAACUAAUCCUAUGUAUAUAACUUAAUAGCUUAUAAGUUUGCAUCUAAAGAUUUGGUUACAUUAUAAUUCCAAAUUUGUUUGCAAAGAAAUACCAACCACUUUUACAUUUUUAUUUUCAAUUUUAAAUUCUCUCCUUCUCUCUAGCCCCUCCCCCACCCAUUGCAAAUGCCCCAAACUCCAUAUAUAUUAAAUUAUGCAAAACAUACUUCCACAUUAGCCACAUUGCAAAAAAAAAUGCAAGAAAAAGAAAGAGAAAGAAAAUAUGUUUCAAUCUGCAUUCAUCAUCUUUUACCACGAAUCCUUUGGAAUUGUCAAAGAAUAUUGUAUUGAUAAAGUAAUUAUAUUUCACCAUUGAUUGUUGUUACAUGUGUACAAUAUUUUCCUAAUUCUUCCACUUCACUCUGCAUCAGCUCAUGUAAGUUUUCAAGUUUUUCUGAAACUAUUCCCUUAGUCUUUUCUUAUAGCACAAUUGUAUUCCAUCACAAUCACAUACCACAAUUUGUUCAUCCAUUCCCAAACUGGUAAGCAUACUCUCGGGUUCCAAAUCUUUGCCACCACAAAAAGAGCUACUAAAAAUAUUUUUGUACAUAGAUCCUUUUUCUUUGAUCUCUUUGGGGGCACAGACCUAGUGGCAGUAUUCCUGGGUGAAACCCUCCUGAAUGGUUGAAUCAAUACACAGAUUCACUCAUAUAGCAUGUGUGCCUGUUUUUCCACAUCCCCUCCAACAUUUGUCUUUUUCCUUUUCUGACACUUUAGCCAAUCUGAAAGCUUCAUGAGAGGAAACCUCAGAGAUGUUUUAAUGUGCAUUUCUCUACUUAUUAAUGAGUUAGAGCUUUUUUCAUAUGACUAUGUAUAGCUUUGAUUUCUUUUUUCUGAAAACCAUUCACAUCUUUGAUUAUUUAUCAAUUGUCCCAUAUUUCAGAAAUUAGAUCUUCAUUAGUGAAAUCUGCUAUGAAUUUUUUUUUUCCAGUUCCUUUGCUCUCCUUCUGGUUUUAGCUACAUUCAGUCUAGUUCAUUUAAAUCAUGAUGUUGGCAAUUACUUCACCUUGGAGUGAGUAUUAUGAACCGUUGCCCUUUGAGGCUCAUGGAGAAUCAAAAAGAGUGCUUACUACCUCCUUCACAGUUUAAAAUGUCCUCCCAAAUAUUCAUAUGCCAUUUAAUCCAACUGAUAGCUCAGUAAGAAUUUGUUUUCUACAAAGGAAAAGAAAGUUUAAGUUUCUAGAUGAAGUUUUAGUGAUGUAAUACAAUAUAGCAGCAAAGUUUAAGCCAAUUAUUGAUAUCUCUAAUAAUAAUAUUGUGGAGUUUUCUUUUUUAAUUUUGAGGGAAAUUUCCUAUAUAAAUUAAAAUAUAUCCAAAAUUAGAGAUAUAUCUAAUUUGUUUUUAUUUCCUUUCUCUAAUAUAUUAUAAGAUCCAAAUCGAUUCAUUAAAGUAGAGAAUUGUAGAUGAAGACACCAAAGUUUUCUUUCCUUUCUUCUAUUAAUUUAUGAAACUCUUGGCCUGUUGGCGUGUCAGUUUCCCCAUUUGUCCAAAAUGGAUAGUAUAAUACUCAUCUACCCUAAGAUGGGGCUGUGAGAACUCAUCAUUUUACUUUGCUUUCAGGUACCCUGAUGCAAACUGUCAUAAAAGGGCAAAGUUUUACUAUUAUCAGUCAUUUUCUGAGUGCUAUCUACAUAUGGAGUUUGAUAAAUGUUUUUAAAUUGCAGCUUUGCCCAAGAGAAGAUGAGCUCCCUGAAUGACAUCCCCAUGGAUUAUAGUUCUUUAAUGAGGUCAUUGCUCAAAGGCCUUCCAGCUAAUUGAUGUUGCUCUUCCAUAUUUUUUAUGCAACCUGAAAACCGCACACCAACAGGCACAUGCACUUGACAUGUGUUGGAGUUUCAGGAAAACCUUACCCUAGUACUGACUAAAUGAAUGGCUUAUCAAAAGGAAGUUGUUCUUUGUUUCAUAAAGUGCCUCCUGGACCAUCUUCAAGGAGGAAGGGGAUUUCUUUAACGCUGCACUGACCUACAGACCCUAAGCUGUAACUGGAUAAUAAAGAUUUUGUUUCUGAAGCAAGAAAUGGUUGAAUUUUGUACCUUUCCUUCUGAGCUGGGUUUUGAGGGGUUUUGUUUCUGUUUGUUGCUUUGCCUUCUUUCUUUUUGUCUCUGUUAUACUUCAAAGUGUAAAGUUGCUCUAUCUGUCCACAGGUAUCUGACAUCUUGUCAGGUGAUUCUGAGCCGGAAAUAUUUUUACGCACAAAGUACUUAAAUUUGUAUCAAUAAAGAACAGCUUGUUCCUUAUUUCUCAGUCAAUAUUGGCAUGUGUAAAAACCCUUUUAAAGCUCUUAUCAACAUAAUAAACUGACUCCUCUCUCUCCUUUCCAGUUAGUCAUUACCUGGAUAUUUUUCUUUUCGAUAAGCAAUCCACAAUGUGUUUACUGAGGCUUGCAUUGAUAUUCCCCACUGGCUCUGGGGGCUCUCGCUUACUUCAAGCAGCUCCACAGUGUGUACCCACAGUGCAGUGUGCUGCGGAGCAGGCUCCCAAGCCCCUCUGGAAUCCAGCGUUAUUUGUUCUCUCACUGUUCUAAAGGUAAUUAAGGAGCAUUGCAUGUUUCUCAAUUAAUGAUUCCUCAUUCAACAGGGGAUCUUUGAUGCUAAUUUGUUUUAAUCAGAACCGAGGCUGCUCAAAAGCUCUAAACAAUUCAGUGAAGAGGAACUCAGAAUUUUUAAUCAAGUGGAAGAGAUCUAAAUGCUGCGAGGGACACAUCCAUCAUAAGCUUUCACUUCCUGUUCAUUUAACUUUGUGCUUUCAGAUUGCAUGAAACAAUGUGUUAAUCAUCCAAGAAAGUUGACUAAAAUUAACCCAAUAAUUCCAUUGUUGGUCAUGUUGAAAGUGUGAUCCCGAAACAACCACAUGCAAUAACAGAAAUCUGUUCAAGGUUUUCUAAACAGCAAUUUGGUCACUGUAAAAUGAGCAAACAAACAAAAAUGGCAGCAACUGAUAUCUAAUAGUAGGGGAUAGUGACUAAAUCCCAGGGUAUAAACAUAAUAGAAAUAAGAGGAAUACAAUGAGAUAAAAAAAGGCCAUUAUGGAAAUCAUGCAAAGUGAAAAUAAAUUACCAGAAAAAAGAAGAGCAUACCCUAACUGUGACUCUGUAAGAGGAAAAUUGAAUAGGAGCAAAUUGACCAAGAGCCCUGAUGGAGACAAAGAGAGGUGGCAUUUGAUGUUUUGAAAAUCGUUUAUUUAAUUGUAUAUAGUUGCAAAAUCAGUUUCAUUAGUUGUAUUGAUGUUUAAUAUUAAGUUUAUAAUAAAUCAUUUUAAAAGAAAA